AUUAUUAUUGGUUUUUCCCAACACGAUUAAUUAUUUGACUCUGUCUGCACACACGAGUCACUUGUUAUUUGUAGGAAAAUGGUGUACGAACUGUGAGGUUGUCUGUUAGUAAAAUAAUAAUAAUUUUAUCAGAACGCAAUAAAAAUGAUGCGUGCUCUAGUGAUUGUGUUAUUAUGUGUGCUCGUACCUUUGUGUAGUGGUCAAAAUGCGGUAAUUCCUGACAAAAAGAAUUUACAUCUGGGACUAUCUGAAAGAAUAGGUAAUUUUUCAGUUGAACUAUUGUACUACACUUCCGCAGCACAAGAACGAGGUACAAAUUUAAUUAUAUCUCCUAUAACUGUCUGGACAGUACUCGCUGUGAUUGCUGAAGGUGCAACUGUGAACACACUGAAUGAAAUAUGCAAGGCCAUACGAAUUGUACCCAAAACCAGACAAUUAGUUCGUAAUAAUUUCCAAAACAUCCAACAGUUUCUAGAGGUGAAGACGAAAACUGUUGAAUUGCAGAAAUUGAAUUCGAUGUUUGUCGACCAGUCAAAUCGGCCUGAAUCGGAUUUUAUCGAAAUAGCCAAACAAUAUGAUACAUCCUUGAUCGCUCUUAACUUCUCUGAUCCCGAUCACACAACUAACACAAUUAACGAUGUCAUAUCGAAUUUCACUCAUGGCAGGAUUUUGAAGCUAAUAGACAGCAAUGACCUAAGAGACAGUCACAUGGUCCUCUCAAGUGCUUUGUAUUUUAAAGGACAAUGGACUUUUCCUUUCAAUUCAUCUUUCACAAUGAAGAAGCCUUUUUAUAACAGUGCUGGUGAUGUAAUAGGUCAAGUGAACAUGAUGUACAAUAGAUAUACCUACCCAUUCGCAAAUAUAGAAGCUUUACAGGGCAGAGUAAUAGAGAUACAAUACGGAAGUGAGAAUCGUCUGUCCAUGUUAAUAAUGGUCCCAUAUCCAGGUGUAUCACUUCCAGACAUGUUCUUUAAUUUCAAUAACAUCUCCCUUGACUUAGUGUUUGCGGAAUUGAAGAUAGCAAGAGAGGAGUAUGCAGAUGACGAGGUAGAUGCAUUUAUCCCGAGGUUUAAAAUUGAAACAAGCAUUGAUUUGACGGAAUCUCUUAAGGAAAUGGGUAUUCGUGAUAUGUUUGAUGAAAUUAAGGCCAGGUUGCCUAAAAUUACUAGAGUGCCCACUUAUGUGAAGAAAGUGGUGCAUAAAGCUGAGAUUGAGGUUACUGAAGAAGGCACUACAGCAUCAGCAGCCACUGCUGCCGAAUUCAGCAAUCGUAUUGGAGUUCUGCGUUUUGAAGCAAAUCGACCAUUCUGUUAUUUAAUUGUGGAAAAGACCACUAAUACCAUUGCAUUUGGUGGGUUCUAUCAAGUACCAGAAUUAUUCUAACCUUUUAUGGAAUAAUUAUUUAUAAGAUCUGGUCAUUAUGUGAUUACUAUGAUCUGGUUGUCCUAAGUCCUAACCUAGAUUGCCUAGAUUAAGUAUUCUUAGAUGUAUUUAAGUGGUUACUCAAUUUUUGUGAAACUAUGUAAAACAAUUUUUCCCUAAUUUAUCAAAGAGAAUGGUACAAUAAUUUUCAAAUCUGAAUUCAUGGAAUUAAUUUUUAUCUGUACAAUAAUAUCUUAUAAAACAAAUUGUAGAGUUUUGAUAAAAAUAACUUAGCAAUAAUAUUUUAGCAUAAAUAUUAUAUUACAAAUAGACCAUGCUAUGUGAUAAUGAUAUUUCUUUAUUCCAUUUGAUAAAUGUUAAAUUAUAAUACACAAAUGACACAAUACGUUAGUUAAUAUGUUAGAAGCAGUCCGCCCUAGGUGUUUUAUUUCCAUAAAACGUCCAUCUUGUGCCUUAACAAAAACUUAAAAAAAAAUUCGCCGAACUGAGUCGAGUCGUUUUCGAGUUUUACGCUUAGCAGCAAAUUGGCGAUUCUUUUUUCUUUACAUAGAUGAGUGAUCGUUCUAUUUAUACCAGCCAAUGUCAAUCAAUUAUUUCAGAAUUUAUUUUUUAUUAGUAUGUAACAGAAUACUCGCAUCUCAAGGGUUAUUUCAAAAUCUUUUUUUUUUUUACUUUCAUAACAUAAAUAAUACAUAAUUUUAAACAUUAUUUAAUAUUUUUAUUUUUACAUGUCAUCUGUUGCUGACUCAAUGCAUUGAAGCUUUGUAUUUUUUUAAUUAUUUUCUUAUUAUGAAGUGAUUUACAAAUUAUUAAUUAAUUUGACUCAGAAACUGAUACACAUGAGCUGUCCUAUAUCCUUUCUCGGGUCUCGCAACUAUCUCUGUCGAAAAUUUUAUACAAAUCGUUUCAAUGGUUUAGGCACGAAAAAGACAUAUCAUUAGGUAGAGAUUAACGUUUGGUUAGUAUUUUUCUGACAAACAAAAAGAUAGGCAGAUAAAUUAAAAAAUAAUAUAAAUUUAGUUGUUUAAGAAUACAGAAAAAUGUAAAUUUAGUUGGUUUAGAAUCCUGUAAUGGACUCAAUAAAAUGGA
Zerene cesonia (dogface butterfly) is the source of this 2472-nucleotide messenger RNA. RefSeq names its product serine protease inhibitor 77Ba-like (gene serpin-4). The transcript has a single exon. Bases 145 to 1383 code for a protein of 412 amino acids. The record is from RefSeq and is a predicted model, not a curated record. Gene Ontology annotation, molecular function: serine-type endopeptidase inhibitor activity. NCBI's taxonomy places the organism in Eukaryota, Metazoa, Arthropoda, Insecta, Lepidoptera, Pieridae.